CCGCCAGAAUCGACCCCCGCCGCUCGCGACGAUCGCACGUCCGCUCCGCGCCGACAGAGCACAAAGGAGGAACGGGAGAGCUGUGCAGAUCGGAAACUGAGUGAAGACCCGUCGUCACCAUGACCCAGACUGUGACCGUGCUGGAGCCGCCGACACACCACUGGUGUCUGUGCGUGCCGGCCAGCACCUUCUCCUUCAUCAUCGGCGCCAUCUACUUCGCGGUCAACAUCGCCGCCAUCCUGGCCGGCUUCGUCUACCUGGGCGUCACGCACGGCGGCCACUACCACCUGGACCCGGAGCUGACGGUCGGCGUCCGCACGGCCGUGCUCUGCGCGUGCUUCGUGUGCGCACUGAACGCGCUCGCCUGCUGCCUGCUGAUGGUGGGCGUGCGCCGGCGCCGCUGGGAGCUGCAGGCCGCCUGGCUGACCUGGUACGGCAUCUUCCUGGUGUGCCUGUCGCUCUCGUGGCUGGGAGGAGUGAUCCACCUGGUGCGCGUGGUGGCGCCGGCCGUCCACCCGGCCGACACGGUCGAGUUCAGCUGGGCAGUGCUGGUGCCGCUGGUGCCGGUCGGAAUCAUCGUGAUUGUGUUCGUGUGGUACGCGUACGCGGCGGUGCUCUCACACUGCCGCGCGCUGCGUGCCGCGCCGGAGGGCAAGAUGGGAGCGUACAGGGUGAUUCGUGAGGCGUGAGCGGUGUGCCCGUGAGCACCCACCAGUGAGGGGCGCCAGUCAGGAGCGGCCGCGGCCAGGCACCACGGUCGCCGCGCCAUGCACACUGAAUCUCAAUACCGCUCGCUGCAUCGCAGAGAGAGAGAGCGUGCAGAAAACCUGCCGCAUGACCCCGUCAUAGUCAACUUUCCACCAUCAAAAAUCUCUUACAGCUCAUUGGUCAUUGUUCGUAGACAUUUGAGCACAUCCACGAAUUCCUGAGCCCCCCGGAUCCAGCGGUCGGUUUCGGCCCCGUUCUGUGGUCUCACAUCCCAUAGCUCGGACACAAAGUUACGCGGAAGUGUAGUUUUUUCGACAGGGACCGCGCCGGACGCGAGACAAACAGCAUACCACGGUCUUUAAACACUCCAGCUUGACGAGCGAUUGAUGACAAUGAUGAUGAUGUGUGUGUAAGUGUCGGGCAUCGCGCUAGCGUUAGCUGCAAAUGUUUAUACUGCCACGUCGAGCCGCUCAGUGAUACAAAUCAUGUGUAGUGUGGGGUAGUCAUGCAUGCGAAUGCUGUGAUACGUGUUUUUCUUUUUGUAAAUAACCAGUGCAAUCAUUGUAAAUAAAUGAAUGUACAUACGCUGA
Molecule: messenger RNA, 1298 nt
Organism: Amphibalanus amphitrite
Lineage: Eukaryota; Metazoa; Arthropoda; Thecostraca; Balanomorpha; Balanidae
Exons: 2
Coding region: 120-689 (189 amino acids)
Source: RefSeq, a predicted model, not a curated record